Molecule: messenger RNA, 459 nt
Organism: Benincasa hispida (wax gourd)
Lineage: Eukaryota; Viridiplantae; Streptophyta; Magnoliopsida; Cucurbitales; Cucurbitaceae
Source: RefSeq, a predicted model, not a curated record
AUGCCGAGCUAUGUAAAAUUCCUCAAGGAUAUACUUGCUAACAAAAGAAAGAUCGGGGAAAAUGAAAUAGUUGCGUUAACAUAUGAAUGCAGUGCGCUUUUUCAAAACAACAUCCCCACCAAAAUGAAAGAUCCUGGGAGUUUUACAUUGCCCUGGUCAAUAGGAAGGAAAAAGUUUGGAAACGUGCUGUGUGAUUUAGAGGCGAGUAUAAACUUAAUGCCCUUGUCGAUCUUCAAGAAGCUAAAUAUCGACAACGCAAGACCAACUACAAUUACAUUACAGUUGGCCGAUAGAUCAAUAAUGCAUCCUGAGGGCAAGAUAGAGGAUAUAUUCGUGCAAGUAGACAAGUUCAUCUUCCCUGCUGACUUCAUCAUAUUAGAUUAUGAAGAUGACAGAGAGGUGCCUAUCAUCUUGGGUUGCCCAUUUCUUGCAACAGGUCGAGCACUGAUUGAUGUAUAG